GCGCUCGCAGCCAACGCCGGGACGGGGUUCGCGGUGGCCGAGCCGCAGAUCGCCAUGUUCUGCGGGAAGCUCAACAUGCACGUGAACAUCCAGACUGGGAAAUGGGAGCCUGACACUUCGGGGACCAAGAGCUGCUUUGGAACGAAGGAGGAGAUUCUGCAGUACUGCCAGGAGAUGUAUCCAGACCUUCAGAUCACGAACGUCGUGGAAGCCAACCAACCUGUGAGCAUCGAGAGCUGGUGUAAGAAAGGGAAGAAGCAGUGCAAGGACCACACUCACAUCGUGGUGCCCUACAAGUGCCUAGUGGGUGAGUUUGUAAGCGACGUCCUGCUGGUUCCCGAAAAGUGCCGGUUCUUCCACAAGGAGCGGAUGGACGUGUGUGAAAGUUAUCAGCACUGGCACACGGUAGCAAAGGAGGCCUGUCUCACGGAAGGGAUGAUCCUGCACGGCUACGGCAUGCUGCUGCCCUGCGGGGUGGACCAGUUCCACGGCACCGAGUACGUGUGCUGCCCUCAGACCAAAGCUGCGGAGGAAGCGCCUUCCAAAGAGGAAGAGGAUGAAGACGAGGAUGAAGACUAUGACCUUUAUAAAAGCGAGUUCCCUACAGAGGCAGGUGUAGAAGAUUUCACAGGGACAGCUGUGGAGGAGGAGGAGGAGGAGGAGGAUGAAGAGGACGAGGCGGAAGAGGAGGAGGAGGAUGUGGUAGAAGAUCGCGAUUACUAUUACGAUAGCUAUAAAGCAGACGAUUACAACGAAGAGACCCCCACGGAGCCCAGCAAUGACAAGAGUCUUUCCGAAAAAGAAGUUAGCAGCGACAUGAAAUCUGUCUGCUCGCAGGAGGCCGUGACAGGGCCCUGCCGGGCCGUGAUGCCUCGCUGGUACUUCGACCCCAGCAAGAGCAAGUGCGUCCGCUUUAUAUACGGAGGCUGCGGAGGCAACAGGAACAAUUUUGAGUCAGAGGAGUAUUGUAUGGCUGUGUGUAAAAAGAUGAUGCCUACCGAUGAUGUAGAUGUCUACUUUGAAACCCCAGCUGAUGACAACGAGCACGCCCGCUUCCAAAAAGCCAAGGAGCAGCUGGAGGUCAGGCACCACAACCGCAUGGACCGGGUGAAAAAGGAAUGGGAGGAAGCAGAACACCAAGCCAAGAAUCUCCCCAAGGCAGAAAGACAGACUCUCAUUCAGCACUUCCAGGCGAUGGUUAAAUCUCUGGAAAAAGAGGCCGCGAGUGAGAAGCAGCAGCUGGUGGAAACUCACCUGGCCCGGGUGGAAGCGAUGCUGAACGAUCGCCGCCGGAUCGCCCUGGAGAACUACCUGGCUGCCCUGCAGGCCGAUCCACCCCGGCCCCACCGCAUCCUGCAGGCUCUGAAGCGCUACGUCCGCGCCGAGAACAAGGACCGCCUGCACACCAUCCGCCACUACCAGCACGUCCUGGCGGUUGACCCAGAAAAGGCUGCGCAGAUGAAAUCUCAGGUGAUGACACAUCUCCAUGUGAUCGAGGAGCGCAUGAAUCAGAGCUUGUCCCUGCUCUACAAGGUGCCGUACGUGGCUGAAGAAAUCCAGGAUGAGAUUGAUGAGCUGCUUCAGGAGCAACGUGCAGACAUGGACCAGUUCGCCUCCUCCAUUUCCGAAUCCCAGGUGGACGUCAGGGUGAGCUCCGAGGAAAGUGAAGAAAUCCCCCUCGAGGGCAAACCGUUCCGUCCAUUCCAGGUGAAAACCUUCCCAGCCUUGUCUGAAAACGAAGAUCCUCAGCCGGAUUUGUACCAUCCAAUGAAAAAAGGUUCCGGCAUGACCGAGUUGGACGGGCUGAUCGGCACCGAGGAAAAAGUGAUUAACAGCAAGAACAAGGUGGACGAAAAUGUGGUGAGCCCCUCCAGCUUCGUUUUGCAAAGCGGAGCCUGCCCUGGACACUAAUUAAUA
Tinamus guttatus (white-throated tinamou) is the source of this 1917-nucleotide messenger RNA. The record is from RefSeq and is a predicted model, not a curated record. Lineage: Eukaryota; Metazoa; Chordata; Aves; Tinamiformes; Tinamidae.